Messenger RNA from Aureococcus anophagefferens, 441 nucleotides. RefSeq lists its product as hypothetical. NCBI's taxonomy places the organism in Eukaryota, Pelagophyceae, Pelagomonadales, Pelagomonadaceae. The transcript has a single exon. Bases 1 to 441 code for a protein of 146 amino acids. The record is from RefSeq and is a predicted model, not a curated record.
AUGGGUACGCGCCUCCACAAGCGGCCCUACGCCGUCGAGCUGUCGGCGCCUGUGAAGCUCUUCGACUUCGACUUCUCGCGCGACCCGGCGGACUUCGCGCGGCGGCGCAAGGUCGAGCUGCCCUGCCGCCGCCGCGGCGUCCUGAACGGCGUCGUGCUGCACUUCGACCUCGACGUCGACGACGGCGACCGGCUCUCGUCGGGCGCAGGCGGCGACGCGAACGGCGCCUGGGACCAGCUCGUCCGCUACCUGCCCGUCGAGGUCAAAGUGGACCGCGGCGACGAGAUCCCGCUCUACGCCGAGCACGUCAGCGACGACGUCUUCCUCUACCUCCGCGCCAAGGCCCUCGGCCCAAACGCCAUCGACGUCGACAACGUCGUGGGCCACGUCGACCUCCCCGGCGAGCGGACGCACGCGGUCUGCGUCGCGAACGCGGAUUAA